UCUGGAAAACUAUUUUGCCCGCCAUUUUUCUCCUCUCCUCAGCCUCGUCCCAGAGCUCGUCCCGUCUCCUCCCUGUUGAAGGAAGAGUAAAACUAUUGUGAUUCGGCUCUAUACCUUGAUUCGUGGACAAGAAGAGUAUAGGAGCGCUCUGCAACCUCCAAACAGCACAUCAACAAUCCGCCGGAGAUUCCGCACGCUUACCCAUCGAGAAGACUACACUUCCCCCGCCCUUCUCCUUUCAUGCGCCCUCAGUGCAGAUCAUGUUUGCUAACACUACUCCAGGUCCUGUUUGCUUCAGCCUUACCUAUUCAUCGGUUCUUCGGUGCCAAUGCAGCUCUUACCACUGACAUCUUACCUCAACCCGCACCGUCCAUAUCAGGUCUGCAUCCUCCCCGCUCGGCAGGAUCGGUUGGUGGUGUUGACACCGCGGUUUAGGGGACACCCCCGACUCCAACAUUGCAUUGGCUGUCUAUGACGCAGAUGUUGAAUCACAGAGCUAUUCGUCUGCGAUCACCUUUGCCGAUCCACAUCUCAGUAUCCAAACCGUCACCAUCACCGCAUUACCUUCCUCGCAAGUUCCAACCGUGACUUCUGCAAGCCAAAGCGUUCCAGACACUACUGGUUCAUUAAUUACGACUCUUGAAACCGAAGGGAAUCCUCCCGUACAGCCUUUCCCUACAAGUAUUCAAACUGUUGCCUCGCCCACUUUGGAGCCUCUGAAUGGAACUGCUCCCUUCGGCAAUUCAACAGCGAUUAGUGCGCAGAGCACAGUGACCGAGACCAUCACAUUGCCACUGACAACUUUCGAAAGCAUCUCGACCACGCAAACCGUGGCAACCGUGGCAAUUGAAACGACCGCGGUUAUAACUGCCGUCACAGUCCUCAACACCACUAUUACUGCCGACGGGUCCAUCGUAGCAACAUCAUCCGCAGGUACAACGGUCCUUACUACAACUGGAACAGCACUCGUCGAAACCACUUUGACAGCGUCAUCAACCGUGACUGGGACGGUAGCAACAACCUUGACGGCGGCCCUCGGUUCAAUCUCAAGUCUCCCCACCGCCAGUCCGGCCUGCUUGGUGAGCAUGGGUUGCUCUGGACAGGAUAUCUUUCUGCCUGUUGCGCUGGGGCAACCCCCUAAUAACAUCGAACAAAGAGGUGGACAUCCUGUUCCGCGGCUUGGGAUUAUUGAUGUUGGCGGCCCAAUCGAGACAAAUAAAUUCUACGAAAACUUCGUGCUAGGCUCCCAAGGCUCUCCCAGUUUUGUGAUGCCGUACUCCCUAGCUUGGAGCAAGGGGAGUGGAAAUGCCUUGAGUUGGGGAAUGGCAAUAUCGCAUCUUGAUGACGACCAGAAGCAUUUUGGGCCGAACAAUACUGCGAUCCCAGGCGCACCAGCAUCUUACUACAUCAAUGGGCUCGGAAUCCAGUCGGUGAUCCUCUCCGCCGUCGAGUUUGGCUCAAACACAGUUCUGACAGCGGAUUCCUUGUUGGCGUUCUCUGCAAACAUCCAUCUUCAGCCUUCAACCGGCUCACCUUCGGUGCUUACCAUGUCGGUGGUCCAGGGCAUGGCCUUUAUCACUGGGCAAUACGUCAAUCUGCAGCCAGCGAUACAAAGCAGCGUCUUCUUCCGGAAUGUCGCUGCAGCGGGCGAACCGAAGCCAGGCAUUUUCAAAUACAGGGUCACUUUAGAAGACGGAAAACUGUGGCUGAUAUAUGCUAUACCAGCCAAUGGACUCACCCCCAACUUCCAGCUCAGCUCAAGUACGUUACUCCGAGGCUUGCCAAAUUGGUAUGGAGAUAUACAGAUUGCGAAGCUCUCUGAUGACAGUUUGGAGUCUAUAUAUGAUGAUGCGGCCGGCGCCUAUCCAACAGCUGGACACAUUUCCGGCUCCGCCCAGAACACGACCGCUCAAUACAGUUUGUCUUGGUCCAAGGGAGGGGUUUAUUCGAGCAACACGACUCUUCUCAUGUUUGCUUUGCCUCAUCACCGUGAGUCUUUCGACUCCUUUACCCAAUGCAACGUCACUGCGAUUGAGCUCGCCACCACAACCAAGGGCAACGCGACAGCAGUUGUGAGUGACUAUUGGGUUCUGGAGGAGCGCAACCUCCCAAUUACCCUGGGAUUCGCGCCCUGGCGACCAGGAAAUCCCACAGACUUCCAAGGGGCGAAUUCCCUCUCCCCUGCAGCGCUUUCCAUCAUACAAAACGUCGCUGCAACUGAAGCCUCUCAGAACAUGUCAGUCCAAACAAACCUCAACAGCAUGUAUUAUAGCGGAAAGGCUCUGAGCAAAUUCGCGCAGCUUGUUUACACCAUGCACGAUCUCGCGAAUCAGCAAGAUCUGGCAAACGCCGCGUUACUGGAGCUUGAAAGCUGCUUCGAGGUCUUCGCAGAUAACCAGCAACAGUAUCCUUUGAUCUACGACACGGACUGGAAGGGCCUGGUGUCCUCAGCGAGUUAUGUGACAGGGGAUCCCGGUGUAGACUUUGGAAACUCCUACUACAAUGAUCACCACUUUCACUACGGCUACUUCCUCCACGCAGCUGCUGUCGUUGGUUAUCUGGACCCUGCCUGGCUCAAUCAGAACAAGGAUUAUGUGAACGCUUUAGUUCGCGAUGUCUCCAACCCCAGUACUCUGGAUCAAUAUUUCCCGGUUUUCCGAUCCUUUGAUUGGUAUCAUGGGCACUCAUGGGCCAAAGGACUUUUUGAGUCUGGCGAUGGCAAGGAUGAAGAAUCCUCUUCUGAGGAUGCUAUGUUUGCAUACGGGCUGAAGAUGUGGGGCAGGACGGUCGGCGAUGCCUCCAUGGAAGCUCGUGGCAAUCUGAUGCUCGCAGUUCUGGCACGCAGUCUGCAGAACUAUUUCCUGAUGACAUCGGACAAUACCAAUCAGCCCGCCGCUUUCAUUGGGAACAAAGUGACCGGCAUCCUGUUUGAGAACAAAGCAGAUCAUGUCACCUACUUUGGUACUGAUCUGAGCUAUGUUCAAGGCAUCCACAUGAUCCCUCUCAUGCCUUUCUCGACGUUGACUCGGACCGAGCAAUUCGUAACAGAGGAAUGGAUCACAUACUUCGCAGAUGGCGCCGUUCGACAGGUUAUAGAUAUUACUGGUGGCUGGAAAGGCAUUGUGUAUGCGAAUUUAGCAAUCAUCAACCCAACAGCAGCGUACAAUUUCUUCACGCAGCCUAGUUUUGACAUGGGAUGGAUCGAUGGCGGAGCGUCCCUGACGUGGUACAUUGCAAUGAGUGCCCUGUUGGGAGGGACGCCGUCAUAGACAAGGGCUCCAGUGAGAGAGAUCUGAGCUCGAUCAGCCAACAGAAAGUUUGCAACAGACGGCAAUGAUCAGGGCAUGGUCUGGAAAACGGUACCGGCACACGCAUCUGAAUUCAGGCAAGGAUCCGGGCCAAGCACGGCAUCAGGUCUGCAUGAAGAGUGUUUGGCUUCCGGGAUCGACGCGAGUGAAUAAAUUCUGCUCC
This is a messenger RNA of Cladophialophora immunda, 3471 nucleotides long. RefSeq lists its product as hypothetical. Lineage: Eukaryota; Fungi; Ascomycota; Eurotiomycetes; Chaetothyriales; Herpotrichiellaceae. The transcript has 6 exons. The record is from RefSeq and is a predicted model, not a curated record. Gene Ontology annotation, cellular component: cell surface. Gene Ontology annotation, molecular function: endo-1,3(4)-beta-glucanase activity; glucan endo-1,3-beta-D-glucosidase activity. The coding region runs from base 1086 to 3269 and encodes 727 amino acids.